Molecule: messenger RNA, 1893 nt
Organism: Rotaria sp. Silwood2
Lineage: Eukaryota; Metazoa; Rotifera; Eurotatoria; Philodinida; Philodinidae
Source: the annotation of a GenBank genome assembly
AUGAUUUCAACAGAAUCUAAAUUUUAUUCUUCAAAAAAUUCAAUUUAUGAAUCUUUACAAGUACGAACUAAUAAACAUCGUUGUUUUGUUUUUUGCAUUGGACAUACAUCAUUAACAUGUGUACCAGGUAUUGGUCAGAAAAAUAAAUAUUUAUUAAAUCAAUCUGGUAUAUAUGAUUUAACAACACUCUAUUCAAAAUAUCAUUCAAUAAAUAAUAUUGCAAAUUUUAAACAAUGGUUAGAAUAUGAUAUUGGUUUUACGUCAUAUCAAGCAAAAAUGACAACAUGUGGACUUAGUUCAAAAUUAGGAAAAAUUAAAGAAUUAAAUACAGGUUUAAUACCAAUUUGUUGUUCAACAAAAGAAAGACGUAAAGAAAAAUAUAGAUUAUUAUUUAAUAAUAAAAAUAUUAAUAAACGAAAUCAAAAUAUUAAAUUAAUAAAUGGAAAAAAUAAAAAGUUAAAAAUUAAACCAGAAAAUUUGUUAACAAAUUCUUCUUAUGACGAUCAAAUAGUUUAUCUUACAGAAAAAGAGAAAGAGUUGUCGUCAAUGGAUAUCGAUUUGUUAACUACAUACAAGUAUUCUAUUGAAAAUAAAGUACCAAUUAAAAUAAUCGAUGAUCAAAUAAAAACUCAUUCUUCUUCGAGUUUCGUAUUAAACGAAAAAACAACUAAAUUACAUUCAACAACCGGUAAAAUAUUUACUUUAACUAAACAAAAAUUACAAGCAACAUUAGAUAAUUCACAAGAUAAACUUGUUUCUACUUCAAAAAUUUCACCGAAUUCAUCCAUUGGAAAUGAUUCUCCAAGAAAAUCAAUCCUACGUAGUAUACAAUCAAAAUCUAUACCUCAAUUUCAUACUAAUCUUCUCUUAGCUUCAAUAAAACAACAACAAGAACAAAUACAGAAUAAAUCAUUUCAAAUAAUAGAAUCACCAACAACUGAUUCAAGUAAAAAAUCCAAAUCAAAUGAAAUAUCAUCGAAUAAAAUAGAUAAUAAAAGUAUCUCAGCUAUUAAACGAUCUUACGCCUUAUUGCCAAUUUCAACACCAGCUAUCUUUCCAAUAAAACCAAAAUCGUUAAAAAAAUUCGAUAGUUCAGAUUCAAUACCUUUAUCUUCAGAAAAUAAUCUUACACCAAAAAUGGAUCAUCCAAUGUUAUCCAAUACUAAGUUCAAUUCUAAUAAUCCUCCAUCAAAAGAUGAAGAACUAACAUCCAAUCGAAUCAUCAACGAUGUAAAUACGCAAAAUAAAACAAUUACUUCAUUUCCCGAUAAAUUAUCGCAAGAGGAUAUAUUUAAUCAAUUUGAUUCAUCUUCGAAUAAAUCUCAACAAAAUAAAAUCGAAGAAGUAAUUGAAAAAAUUGUUUGUCAAAUAAUAAAACAAGCUUUUCAAAUUGUCAACGAAGUUAUACAACCAUCACAAAUCAAUACUAUAUCACUCACUAAAGUUGAUUUAAUAGAAUAUUCUUCUAUUCAAACACCAAUAUUUCACAUGAAAAAUUCCAAUGAUAAAGUACAAUCUAUAAUCUUAUCAUUAAGACAAGAUGAUCAACAUCGUACUAUAUCAUCGAAAUGUAUUCCAUUAGCUGAACGACUUGCUCAAGCAAAAGCAAAAAAACUAGCAACAAUUAUAGAAUCUAAUAGUAAAGAUGAUCGAUCUCUACAAUUAUUAGAACAAGAUAGUUCAGUACGAAAAAAGUGCUUUUCUCUUACCAAUGAUCGAUUAAAACAAUCAUUUACAAACACAAGUUCUCUAAGUCCAAUAAAUCAAUUUAAAAACAAAAAAAAAUCGUAUGAAAACUCGACAUCUACACAUGCUCAACAAGAGUCUAACAAUAUAUUUUUCAUCGACAAGAUGACAAAUACUUCUAUAUCAUCGGCAAAUACAGGUUCUUGA